Messenger RNA from Drechmeria coniospora, 1041 nucleotides. RefSeq lists its product as uncharacterized. Bases 1 to 1041 code for a protein of 346 amino acids. The transcript has 2 exons. The record is from RefSeq and is a predicted model, not a curated record. Lineage: Eukaryota; Fungi; Ascomycota; Sordariomycetes; Hypocreales; Ophiocordycipitaceae.
AUGUACGCGGCGACCCCGGAGAACCAGGAGCGGGGCGGGCCCUUGCCGGCCGGCGAUGGCACGAUGGCCUUCCAGUCCUUCACCCAUGCUGAAUACCGGCAACGGCAACGAAAGUUCUCAGAGGACCUGCCCUCCAUAUUCCUGCAUCGCCCCCUGACCCAUCCUCAGACUCCUCCAGAGUCAACGUCCGGAAGCCCUCGAAUAAAGUUCGAGGGUGACUAUCCCCGCGCCGCACCGCCUAGGGUUGGGACGGAAGAGACAUGGCAUCCUCUCGGAUCUUUGGCCACCACUUCGCGAGACUGCUCUCCGCUCCCAGGCAUCGCUCGUCUCAACUCUCCCAGGAAUACCUCUGUGAGGCUUCCCAGCCUGGAGGAGUUUGAUCAAGGAGUCGAGGCCCUCGCCAGAUCCCAUGGCCCACCUCGACCGUACACCCCUCCUUCGCCCCUUUCAAGCUUGACAAGGUGUCGACCCUUUUCACAGCUUCCUCGACUUUCCCCCCACCGGUACUCGUACCAUGUGAGCGACCCUUUCACCCACGACACGGCUGGCAUGGACGGUUAUCCCAGUCCACCGCUCGACGGGGAGAACCGCCACAUCAACCAAAAAUACACCACUGAAGAGGGAGACUUCAUCAUCUACGCCUGGCAUGACAAGAAGCUCAAGUGGCAACGCAUCAAGCAGGACUUUGCCGCCAUGUUCGGCCGCACCCCCGAGCGAACGGUGCAAGGCCUGCAAGCCUGGUACUACCGCAUGAACCAGCGGAUUCCUGUCUGGGAUCAGGAUGGCUGGCUCGUCUUCGACAACGAGGACGAUCUCGAGCCCAGGUAUGUCAGCAUCAAAUGCAGAGAGAGGGACAGUCACGACAAGCCGAUGGAGCCUCUCGGCCUAGCACAACGGUAUCCGGAGCGGGCAAUCCAUUACUCCUGGGUGGACCCUCAGCUGAAGCAGAAGUCGCAGGACUGGGCUGCAAAGCGAGCGUUGCAGUACCGUGAGCGUCGCGAACGCAGGAAGAGAAAGGAGCAACGGCGAUUGAAGCUAUAG